This is a messenger RNA of Lathyrus oleraceus (garden pea), 1819 nucleotides long. Its product is annotated as transcription factor MYB33. The record is from RefSeq and is a predicted model, not a curated record. The transcript has 3 exons. Bases 154 to 1644 code for a protein of 496 amino acids. Lineage: Eukaryota; Viridiplantae; Streptophyta; Magnoliopsida; Fabales; Fabaceae.
GGUAAACGCGUUUUGGUAGUGUGUGUUGCCCUAAUCGCAUGCGAUCAAAAACUGCUUCUCUCUUAUCUUCUCAAAACACAUUCUUCAUAAAUUCAUACAUCAAUCAACACUGUCUUCCCCUCAUCGUCGAAUCUUCAAUCGAUAUAUUGAAUCAUGAGUAGCAUUUCGACGCCAAAACGGAAAGAGUCAUUUUUAUCAAGUGGAGGUGAUGUUGGCAAAAGCCCAAAGCGUAGCCGGUCGGUAUUACCGGUGGAAGAAGCUGAUCAAAGAGGUAACGCGGAAGGAGGGGAAGGUACUCUAAUGAAAGAUAGCCGGGCAGUAUUAUCGGGGGAGGAAGCUGAUCAAAGAGAUAACGCGGGAGGGGGAGAAGUUGCUCUAAAGAAAGGUCCAUGGACAAAGGAAGAGGAUGAAAUUUUGGUAGAUCAUAUUAAAAAGCAUGGAGAGGGAAACUGGAAUGCGGUCCAAAAGGAAUCCGGACUUGCUCGCUGUGGGAAAAGCUGUCGUCUCCGGUGGUUUAAUCACUUGAGGCCGGGACUGAAAAGGGGUCCAUUUACUGCUGAAGAAGAAAGCAAAAUCCUCGAUUUCCACUUUCGGAAAGGAAGCAAGUGGGCUCAAAUGGCUGCCUUGUUGCCUGGACGUACAGAUAACGAGAUAAAGAACUUUUGGUACGCAAGAUCUAAGAAACGGCAACGAGCUGGCUUACCAAUCUAUCCUGAAGAGAUAACAUCAAAACCUGCAAUAAAUGGCAGUCAAGAAAGUGCUGAGGCAUUGGCAAAUGAAUCCAGCCAGCAAGUUGAAACAGAAACCUUUAACUUGGAUAUAACUGACUUGGACCUUAAAUAUUACAAAUUCAGCCCAGAUAUGUUGCCACCAUUUUUUGAUAUUCAAGAUUACAAACCAAUAAGUGACUUGGUUGGACGGUACUCAGAUCCGUCUCAUAAUACCUUAUCCAUGCCUAGUGCAGUAGUGCAGCGCAGAUAUUUGUUCAGUGGCAGUAGUGCUGUUGACCCGGAAGUAUUUGAUGAGUAUAGCCAAUAUGCUAUGUUGUCUACUCCAUGUGAUCCGAUUCUUGACACCAACCUUGUUCAUGGAUAUGAUAAUCCUAUACCUGGUUUUCAUGACGCGUCAAAUAUCUCUUAUCCUGAGCCCAUAUAUGGGUCCAUGAGGUUUGAGCCCCCUUCAUUCCAAAAUUUACCGCAACAGUGUAACUGGCCGCAACUUCCCUCAUUAGAGUAUGUUGACAUGUCGGUUCCGUGUCCUCCGAUUGACCCUGUUGACAAGUCGGUUCCGUCUCCUCCGAUUGACCCUUGUCCGUCCGUUCCAGAUUAUCCGGAUUGCAAUCAUUUUAUUGAUUCAAUAGUAAACUUCAAUUCAGAUCAAAAUUUGAAAGACUCAAAUAUUGAUUCAUUGCAAACAAACACGGAUAACAAGGCUCCCAAUGAAGCAGACACUAGUACAAAAUGGAAUAGACUAGAUUAUGAUCAGCACACUGCUAUAGUUACUCUAGAUUAUGAUCAGCACACUGAUAUAGUUAGUCGCCAAAUAAACUUCUUAAAACGGGUCCGCUCAAAAAUUAAAAACCGUGGAUCAUUCAAACGGCUUCCAGCUUAUUAUACUUCCAACAACGAAUAUAAUUUGUAUUGAGUAUAAAUGAUAAAAAAUGUUCUGUUCUGAUUAACAUUCUUCAUCUUAUGAUUAGAGUUUUUCUUUUUUCAUUUGUUGAAGUCUGAGAUUUCAAUUGGUUCAAUGUUAUGAAAAUGAUGGGUCCAUUAUGUCUUAUGAAAAUGAUGGGUCCAUUAUGUUUUAUUGAAUCUUUUAG